This is a messenger RNA of Laetiporus sulphureus 93-53, 1752 nucleotides long. RefSeq names its product glycoside hydrolase family 20 protein. The coding region runs from base 328 to 1752 and encodes 474 amino acids. The transcript has 4 exons. The record is from RefSeq and is a predicted model, not a curated record. Lineage: Eukaryota; Fungi; Basidiomycota; Agaricomycetes; Polyporales; Laetiporaceae. Gene Ontology annotation, biological process: carbohydrate metabolic process. Gene Ontology annotation, molecular function: beta-N-acetylhexosaminidase activity.
CAAGGUCUACAGCCGCAGAUCCCCUCCAUUGCAUCUUUCGCUCAGAGACAAGGUGUGUUCGAGCUUUCUCGUAAUGUUACAAUCGUCAUCGAUGGCGAAUACGGUCUGGAGGGCUCACCUUCAGCCUUGACCUUCGCUGAGACGUUCCGCACGGAUCUCACAAGCGUCGCUGGCUAUGAUUACAUUGCUCCUGUGGUAGUAGGUACACAUUCAUCGGGGACUGCAUCUUUCCCUGUGAUCUACCUCGUUGUCGACCCCACGCUACAGUUCUCCCUAUACAACGUUAGGGCCGCGGCACCUAUUGGCGUGUGGUGGGGAGCUGUGACUAUGUUACAACAGGUCGCCCUUGCAAGUAAUGACGGUACCAUCGCAAUUCCCACUGGAUCUGGGACAGAUUCUCCUGGGUGGGAGAUUCGCGGCUUCAUGCUGGAUGCCGGCAGGCAUUGGUUCGACACUCAGUUCCUUACGGAAUUAUGCAUCGAUGCAUCCUUUUUCAAGAUCAAUGAGUUCCACGUCCAUGCAUCAGACAACCUCUAUAAUCCCGACUUCUUGUACGGCACAGGCUGGAAGGAGCUCUAUGCAGCCUUUCGUUUCCAGCCUCCACCGGGCUCUCCUAUCGACGGCCUAGUUCCCAGACGGAAUGAGAGCUGGCCUCAGGCCGAGUUUCUCGCCUUCCAGGAGACUUGCACGAACCAUGGAGUCACCGUUAUCCCCGAAAUAGACACUCCCGGGCAUUCACUUGUGAUCACACAGUGGAAACCAGAGCUGAUGCUCAGUGGUCAACCCGAUCUUUUAAAUACGUCCUAUCCGGAGACAAUUCCUACUGUCAAGUCCAUAUGGCAGCAAUUCCUCCCGUGGUUCAGCUCGCCCGAGGUAUCUAUCGGCGCGGGUGAAUAUAACUCCUCGCUUGGCGACGAAUACAUUUCGUUUGUGAACGAGAUUCCUAGCACGACCGAGUCCGUCUCCAAAAAUAUCACUAUCCAGCACUGGUACUUCCCGGAUGCAGAUAUUCCCGUCCAACUUCUGGCAGAAGGAUACCAUGUCAUCAACUCCGAACAGUACUUCCUCUACCUAGACGGCAAAUACUCCGAUGAGAAUAACUACCCAUACACGCUCAACCUCACACGCAUGUUUGGCGGCGCUCCGGACGGCAGUGGAUGGGCACCCAACAUUUUUUCCCCUCUCGACCCGACAAACAAUACAACACCCGAUAACCCCCUGCUGCGCGGGGCGAUCAUGGCGUUGUGGUCAGACUGGGGAAACAACGCCACUACCGACCUCGAGGACUACUACCAGCUCGCCAACAGCCUCGCUGUCGUAGGCGAGAAGACCUGGGCUAGAUUCGGCGUGCGCUCCUCAGAGCUCACGCGCGAGCAGUUUGAAGCAGCGUACCCUAUCCUGAAUGCAGCCGCACCAGGCCAGAACCUGAAUCGCGUCGUCAAGCCGGAAGACGGCAACGUUGUGUACGAGUAUCCGUCGACGUACGCAGGUAUGAUAACACCAUAUGCUUCUGUCGGUCCGCCCUACACCCUCAAAUUCAGCGUUCGGCCUCAUCCACAGUCCCCUCUGAGCGGCAUUCUAUUCGCGGGAGAAGACUCGAAGCUUCAUGCUGCGAAUCUCACAUUCGAAGCUACAGGCCAGCUGUAUCCGCUAGGAUACAUAUUGCCUUCAGAUGCCUUUACGACCGUGGAGAUUCAUGCCACAAGGGAUUACACGUACGCCAUCAUUAACGGCGACAAGGAGACUCCGUGA